Molecule: messenger RNA, 522 nt
Organism: Acaulospora morrowiae
Lineage: Eukaryota; Fungi; Glomeromycota; Glomeromycetes; Diversisporales; Acaulosporaceae
Source: the annotation of a GenBank genome assembly
GCCGAAACGGCCACCACGGUACGACCAAACAUAAUUCAAAUGGGAGAUAAAGUGCAUGAAGGAAAGAGUAACUUCAUGAGAAUGCUCGAUCGAGAAACAACACCCGAGAACCCACCAUUUCAGAGAGAGAUUGUGAACUUUGAAAUUUCUUCGUCGGAAGAGGAAUUGUGUACUCCCGUCUCGUGGAGCAGAGACGAGCUCAGUUAUAUAUUAUUCGAAUUUGACAACUUCAUCAUGAGAUCUUCACCUCCGUUGGCACCAUUUCCCCGAGGAAAUCCACCCGGACAACUCUGCCACCGAGUAGCGAAAAAGCUUGUGCGGGAACAAAUUGGUUGGAGGCAUUCGGUAAAAGAAACCGCAAAAAUGCUAAAAAAGGAGAUCAACAGGAGAGACGCGCCAGCAAGAAAUAUAAUGUCCACGCUGAUGUCUUUACGGCCGACAACACGCUUUCGACCACUUGGUGUGGUAUAUACUAACGGAGGCCGUUCGCCUCGUAGUCGUCGCCGAACUCGACUUGGUUGA